Messenger RNA from Salpingoeca rosetta, 1047 nucleotides. RefSeq lists its product as uncharacterized. The record is from RefSeq and is a predicted model, not a curated record. Lineage: Eukaryota; Choanoflagellata; Craspedida; Salpingoecidae. Bases 1 to 1047 code for a protein of 348 amino acids. The transcript has 4 exons.
AUGAAGCGGAGCUUUAACGAGUCAAUGCCCAUCUCCUGCCACGGGAGCCUGCCGCCCAAGUCCAUGCUGCUUGCAGCUGACGAGCAAACGGGCAGCGGCAGCGCCAACAACGGCAAUGAAAUGCGCGCCCCUGGCACGGCACGGAUAGAGGAGCACAUGCUGAUGGCUGUGAUGGCGGGCGUCAUGGCGCGGGCCUGUGGCCAGCACGACACCACGAGUGCUGCCAGCGUCGAUAGUGCACACGCCCCACACACGCAGCAGCAGCAGCAGCAGUGGUACCAACAAGAACAACAACAGCAGCAGCCUGCACAUCAUGUGCGGGGCUCGCUUCGGGCGGGUGCGCGGGCGCGCACAGCGAUGGGGUUUGCUUUCCAGCGUCUCGGAGCGGACGCACCCAACGAGCAGCAACGUCUGCAGUUCCGUCUUCCGGCCGCUCACGACACGGCCCGUGGCGUGGCAAGCAUGUUCUUUGAGACCGCAGAGGCGCCGCCACAGCGGCCAGCGCGAGCACCACCGGUGUUUCCCUCGGCCAGCGGGGCUGCACACCUUGGCCCAGGCCCGGGCCUACCACCCCCGGCCAUUGCGCGAGCACAGCCAUAUCACGACUCCGCCUCAUCGCAGCACUCCCCGUCCGUGCCCUCGCCAUCGAUGGACACCGGGCUCAUGCCGUCUUCAGGGCCAGAUACGCCCACGGGCGGGCCCACGGGCAGAGCAGCGCACGCCUCGGGCAGCCAGCACCAGUUCUGCCCCAUCUGUGAUCGCUCCAGCCACAAACCCAUCAAAAGUAUUUGCAACGUGUGCUACAGUGGCGUGUACAACGACAUCUUGAAGUGGAUCGAUAGGCAGCAGAGAGCAAUUGACCCCUCUUACACCUUAGAAGCCUUUGUUGAAGAUUUGAAGACUAUGCCGCGAGGAUGUGAACGACAGUACACCUGUGGCAAGGAGUCGUUCAAGUUUGACCAGUCACAACUGCUUCGUCGAAAGAUUGCAGACUUUAACCGCCAGUUAUCACCUGAUAUGCCGGACGACGACGAGCACGAAGGAUAG